Molecule: messenger RNA, 3854 nt
Organism: Syngnathoides biaculeatus (alligator pipefish)
Lineage: Eukaryota; Metazoa; Chordata; Actinopteri; Syngnathiformes; Syngnathidae
Gene: tnfsf12
Product: TNF superfamily member 12
Exons: 6
Coding region: 1448-2182 (244 amino acids)
Biological process (GO): immune response
Cellular component (GO): membrane
Molecular function (GO): receptor ligand activity; tumor necrosis factor receptor binding
Source: RefSeq, a predicted model, not a curated record
ACAAUGCGACCAGUGAGAAAAGCAGAGAAAAAAAAGCGGAGGGGGGAAUGAAAAGGAGAGAAAAACAACGACGAAAGAAAGGGGCCAGAAAACGAGAGGGAGCGAAAACAAAUUAACUCGUGGAUGGAGUGGUGAAAAAGUUGCACUGUGGGUAUGUGGCAGGGCAGGAUUCCAUUUAGGGAAAAAAGUAGAUAGUGCCCUCUAGUGGCUGAAAUAUAAAAAGAAAAUACCACGUCAUUUCCAUCCAUCCAUUUUCUUAGUCGCUUAUGCUCACGAGGGUCGCGGGAGCGCUGGAGCCAAUCCCAGCUGUCAUCGGCCAGGAGGCGGGGUUGCACCCUGAACUGGUCGCCUGCCAAUCGCGGCGCACAUGGAAACCUAAAACAUCCAAAUGUUACUCUUGAUAUGACAGACGGGCAAAUAUUGAAAUGCACAAGUUACACGAGCAUUUGUUUUUAGUACGGUCUUGAUACGACGUUAAAAAAAAAUGUCGUUUUUCCCAACAGUACGGUUAGAAAAUGGUAGGAUUUUAUUUUGAUUUGACAAGGAGGAAGUUGCGAUAUAAGACGGAAGUCCCAAUACUAAAAAUAUUUAAUUAGAAUUUUGCAAGAAUAAAAUUCUACACGAAAUAGUGUUGUGUUAAUAUCAUGGUUAUGAUUCGAUUUUUUUUAAUUUAAAUAUAUUUAAUAGCAAUGUCAGCAAAAAAAAAAUACUUUGACAAGAAUAAAUUGGUGUUAUUAUAAAAGUAAAAAAUCCCAGAUUAACGUUUGAAUAUUCCAAGAAAUUUGUUGAACUCAAGAAUCAAGUCGUAAUAGAAGGAGAAAACAUAUUUUGGGGUGGGGGUUAACAUCACGACACUAAAAAGGUGUACUUUUCUAAGAAUAACGUAAAGUAUUGUGAGAAAAAAACACAUUUCACCCCAAGUUAGCAGGGAUACCCUUGUGAGAAUAAGCGCCUUGAAUAAUGAAUUACGAGGGAAAAAAAAUGUCUCCAGUUGUGAGAAAAGUGCAAAGUCAGGCAAGGCAAAAGAGGAAGGGGAUCGUUCGCUUAAACUCUGGCGCCCUCGUGUGGCCGCUCAGGGAACCGAGCGCCGUUCCACACGGGAGUCAAGUUGAUUUGAUUAAAAAAAGAAAAGACAGAAAGAAAAAAGAAAAAGUGCAGCACAGAGAGACACAGGAGGGGAGGACGAGGUUCUCGGCGUCAGAUCUCAACUCGGGAGCCCCCCCGGUCGGUGCUCAUGCGCCUGGAGUCUGCAUAACGACGAGAAGGGGGAGCCCCCCAGCGACACGAGCCCAAAAGGGGGAAGGGAAGCGAGACGCCGGGCCACGCUUGUUCAUUAAGCAGCCAUGGCCGAGGGCCAGGGGGGGCUCGAGUGCAGCGUGUUAUGAUCGACGGCGGCGGGGGCUGCGGCGGCGGCGGCGGCGGCGGCUGCGGCGGCGACUGAGUCAGCAUGCAUCGGAUCGCCCCGCGGCGGCGACAGCUCCGGACGCUGUGGGCUUCGCUGGCGCUGCUGGCUCUGUCCGUGGCCGCCUGCAGCGCCCUCUUCACGGCGUGGACCUGGCGCCAGACGCGGGACCUGUCCCAGUCCUUCCACAUUCUCCAGGAGCGCCUCGAGCAGGUCAACACGCAGAGGAAGGCCAUUGUGCAGCUCAUUCUGGAGAAGCGAGAGCUCCUCGUCGGCCAGAGAGUGAAGCGAGACGGGGGGACGCUACGCGGGAAGCACGGAAACGGCAAGAAAGCGGCGUCGCAUUUCGAAAUCACUAAAGUCUCCUCCCAGCAAGUGGGAGAAGGAGGCGUGAUCAAGGGCUGGGAGGAGCGCGUGCUGAACAUGAGCAAAGCGGUGAGCUACAACAAGGAGGAAGGCACCUUCAUCGUGGAGAAGCCGGGCGUCUACUUCCUCUUUUGUCAGGUCCUGUUCAACGAGCAGGAGUCCCAGUACGUCAAGCUGGACGUGGUGACGGGCGGCCAGAGGCCUCAGAAGCUGCAGUGCAUGGAGGGCUACGGGACCACCCCGUCGGCCGGGCCGCACCCGUCGCACUUCCUGAAGCCGUGCCAGGUGUCGGGCCUCCUGCGCCUGGACAAGGGCACCGAGCUGCACACCGUCACGGGCCCGUCCUUCCGGCUGCACACGGUGGGGAACCCGUCGGCCUCGCCUCACGUCUUCAGCAUCUUCAAAGUCAACUGAGGCGGGGGCGGGGGGCGGGGGCCGCCCUCCCCGCCGAGACUGAAGCGGACUUUUGCCGGCGACGCCGACGGGAACCGGAGGCCGGAACGUGCGUUUGGACACUUGACAGAGUACAAACUGGGAACACGUUUGACAUCGUACAGAUGUCAUAUUACUAUUUUUUUUUUUUUUUUUUUUUACUAUUUUUCUAACAACAAAUUGGACAGUUUAAUCUUUUUUUUUUUUUUUCGGGGAAGGGGGGGGGUCAUCACUUCUCUUUUUGUUGCUAUUUUUUUGCCUGUCAACUGCUCUCAAUCAACCCCCAAGUGAUUGUUUUGCUCGUCAAGUGAAACAAAAGGGAAAAGAACAUCAAGGCAAUGUUUGACGUUUUAAAAACUUCCUUUGGGCCACUAAAAAUACAAAUAUGAAAUACACUGUGUUCCAAAACAUUAAGCAGAUGUACUUCUGGUAUUUCUACUCGAGAAACUCAAUAGGGUUGAGGUCAGGGGUUCACUUUUUUCCCCCCAAAGCAUCUCAAGAUUGUUUUUAACUACCACACAAAUUAGGCGUCAACUUAAAUCUUACAUGCAUAAAAAAAGAGUUAUGAAUGAACAAAUGUUUGGAUUUGGUGUUUUUUUUUUUUUUUUGGGGGGGGGGGGGGAGAAAUAAAGGCGCAAUUUAAGGAGAAUUGUCUUAUUUUUACCCCAAAAAUGUGAUGAGAUUGUCAGAUUUAUUUGGAGAAACAACAAAAUUGUGUUCCAUCAAAAAGUCACAAUUGAUAAAAGUAUUUUUCAAGGGAUUUUUUUUUUUUUUGGGGGGGGGGUGUCACAAAUUUCUGAAAAUGUUUUUGAGACAUGUACCUAAACGCCAUGUGCAUAAUCAUUUGGAACACAGUGUGAAUGUGAACCCCCUUCACGACCUCCCCGAAAAGCAACAUUCCAAUCGUGUUUUUCCGUGGCGAGUACGUUAAUGGCGAACGAUCGACUAGCGCGCUCGCGGCCGACCUCGUUUCUCUUGCGCAACCCAAACAAGCGUGUUAUUUCCAGCCGUGGUUUUCCUUUGUUUAUAAGUAGUUUUUGUGGCCUCUGCCCAGGGCACUUGGGAUCCGUGCCGCGCGGCUCAAACCUUCCCAACAUCUUGCAAAAAAAAAAAAAAAAAAAGGAACAUGUCACCAUUUUUAUCCUCUUUUCAUUUCCUCGCCGUCCUCCUCGAGACAUUUUCAACUAACCCCGCACCCCCCGCCAGCACUCGCACUAAAGCUGCCAUCGUCCAUUUUCACUUCCUCAAUGUGAAGUUGGAACGUCUGCAUUGCCCAACGCGUGUGCAAGCGCACGCCCGCUUCCUUGCUCUUAUUCCUAUUUUGAUAAAUGUCAAAGUUGAUGCGCCGAUUACUUGGGAGGGGACGGAGGGAGGGGGGUGGUGCAAAAAAGCCUGGAUGCUUUGCGUUAAGGGGAACGCUAAAUAAAAAGUUGAAUGCAGGAAACUGGUCAUUUUUGGGAACUUGCAACAACUUUGGGUUCCGUUCCCACUCGGUGACACGGAGUUGAUAUGGGUGUCCAGCCCUGGUGUAGUCCGCCUUUGGUGACCCGAACCAGCAUAGGCCGUGUUCAAUAUGGAUGGAUGGAUGGAAUGAAAAACUAUUUCAUAAAAAAAAAAAUAAAGCUGUAGCAUCACAGGAUGUGGAAAAUUUGAA